Gossypium arboreum is the source of this 1817-nucleotide messenger RNA. RefSeq names its product receptor-like protein kinase FERONIA. Gene Ontology annotation, biological process: protein autophosphorylation. The coding region runs from base 1 to 1731 and encodes 576 amino acids. Gene Ontology annotation, molecular function: transmembrane receptor protein tyrosine kinase activity; ATP binding. Lineage: Eukaryota; Viridiplantae; Streptophyta; Magnoliopsida; Malvales; Malvaceae. The record is from RefSeq and is a predicted model, not a curated record. The transcript has a single exon. Gene Ontology annotation, cellular component: plasma membrane; plasmodesma.
AUGUUUCGAACGUGGCUUGACGAUUCGCCUUAUAUCUUUGGAGCUGCAUCCGGAAAUGUUCCUUCUCAAUUUAAUGUUACGAUCAAGUACACCAAAAAAACCCCGGGAUAUACAGCUCCGGCUGUUGUCUACACAACGUCAAGAACAAUGGGUCCGGAACCAAAGAUCAAUAUGAACUACAAUCUGACAUGGAACUUCUAUAUUGAUGGUGGCUUCAUCUACCUCCUUAGGCUCCAUUUCUGCGAGACUCAAUUAGAAGUUACAAGGGCAGGUCAACGAGUCUUUGACAUAUUCAUCAACAAUCAAACGGCUGAGCGUCGUGCCGAUGUGAUUUAUUGGAGUGGCGGUAAUGGCAUUGCGGUGUAUAGAGAUUACGUUUUGUUGACUCCAAGUGAAGGUUCAAGUAAGCAAACUCUAUGGCUAGCAUUACACCCUAGCGAAGAGGUUGGUUCGAACUUUGUUGAUGUAAUUCUAAACGGUUUAGAGAUUUUUAGACUCAACAAAUCAGAAGGUAGUCUUGCAGUGCCAAAUCCAGAGCCGAGUUCGAGCCUUGCAUCACUAAAACCAGAGAACAAGCAACCAAAGAAGGGCAAAAAGCUGUCAAUGAAGAUCGUCAUUGGAGUUUCCCUAGGCUGCACAAUAACUGUAUCACUUUCCCUUCUACUUUCCUCGAUUUUCUGGCAAAAAAAGCGUCGUUCUUAUUACAAAAGAAAAUCUAUGGAAAGAAGAAAUGCUUCGCCAUUGCCAGACCAACUAUGCAAGUGUUUUACAUUGGCCGAAAUCCGAGCAGCAACCAACAAUUUCGACGAUGCUUUCGUCAUAGGAAGCGGAGGAUUCGGUAAUGUCUACAAGGGCUUCAUCAAGGGAAUAAAAUAUAAAGUGGCAAUCAAGCGAUUAAAGUCAAAGUCCCAGCAAGGAGCUCGAGAGUUUUGGACAGAAAUCCAACUACUUUCUCAGCUUCGAUAUGUUAAUCUCGUCUCUCUGAUCGGCUAUUGCAACGAUAACAAUGAAAAGAUUCUUGUCUAUGAGUAUAUGAGCAACGGAACUCUUCGUGAUCAUCUCUAUAACACUGAAAAAGCUCCUCUCACCUGGAAACAGAGAUUGGAAAUUUGUAUUGUUGCAGCCCGUGGAUUAGAUUACCUUCAUUCAGGAGCAGUUCAUAGAGUCAUUCAUCGGGACGUUAAGAGCACUAACAUUUUGCUGGAUGAGGAAUAUGUGGCUAAAGUCUCUGAUUUUGGCUUGUCUAAAAUGAGUCCAAUUAGCAUGACAAAUGAUCCAAUUAGAACCGUGGUGAAGGGCACUUUUGGCUACAUGGAUCCUGAAUACUACAGGCGCCAACAAUUAACUGAGAAAUCAGAUGUCUACUCUUUUGGAGUGGUACUAUUCGAAGUGUUGUUUGCUAGACCGGCAGUGGAUUCAAAAUUAGAAUAUUCGCAGAUCAGUUUAGCCAAUUGGGCACGGAAGUGUAUUGGGAAUGAGAGUAUUGAGGAAGGCAUCGACCCUUUUCUAAAAGGUAAAAUUUCACUCAACUGUUUAAGAACAUAUGCCAAAAUUGCAGAAAAUUGUAUCCGUGAAGAUGGUUGCGAAAGGCCCUCCAUGAAUGAUGUAGCUCGAAGACUUGAAUUUGCUCUGCAACUGCAAGAAAUUGAGAAUGCUGAUCAAGUUUGUCAAGUUAGUGAUGGAGCUCGGUCCCAAGUCAAUAGAAAUAUCCAGUUAUAUCACAAUUUAUGAAUCAAAUGUCCAUUUGUGCUUUAAUUAUGUUUUUUUAUGAGACAAACAUUCGUGGCUAAUUUAUUCAUGAUAUUUACACAGAGAAA